AUGAGGCAAAGAAGGUGGUUGGAAUUGAUGAAAGACUAUGACUGUACCAUUAGCUACCACCCAGGCAAGGCAAAUGUGGUAGCUAACGCAUUGAGUAGGAAGUCUCAGGGGAUUUCAGCAGCACUUCUAACUAGUCAGCCACACCUACUAGAGGAUAUACGGAGUCUUGACCUAGAGAUUAUAGUGAAAAAUACCACAUCCUUGAUGGCAGCUUUGACAGUACAACCAACAUUGAUUGACAGGAUCAAGUCUGUGCAAGGGAAUGAUAUGUCCUUAGAGAGAAUUAGGAAGGAAGUUCAAGAAGGCAAGAAGCCAGAUUUUUCUGUGUCCAUUGAUGGGACUUUGAGAUUCCGAGACCUUAAGGGCAACUGGGGUGAUCACCUACCAAUGGUGGAGUUUGCAUAUAACAAUAGUUAUCAGGCCACCAUUGGUAUGGCACCAUAUGAGGCUCUUUAUGGUAGGAAGUGUAGAUCUCCAAUAUGUUGGGAUGAGGUAGGAGAAAGGAGGUUGUUAGCACCAGAGAUUUUACAAAGGACCCGUGAUAAGGUCGAGUUGAUUCAGAAGAGGAUCAAGACAGCCCAGAGUCGACAGAAAAGCUAUGCAGAUAUCGAAAGGAAGACUCUAGAAUUUGAGGUGAGAGAUAUGAUAUUUCUCAUGGUGUCACCUAUGAAGGGAGUCAUGAGGUUUGGGAAAAAGGGCAAGUUGAGCCCUAGAUAUGUGGGACCGUUUGAAAUCCUAGAUAGGAUUGGGAAAGUGGCUUAUCGAGUUACAUUACCACCUGCCUUAUCUAGUAUGCACAACGUAUUUCAUGUAUCUAUGCUCAAAAAGUAUGUAACAGACCCUUCCCAUGUGCUAGGAUAUGUACCUCUACAGUUAAAGGAGGAUUUGUCUUAUGAAGAAGUACCUAUAUAG
Molecule: messenger RNA, 912 nt
Organism: Macadamia integrifolia
Lineage: Eukaryota; Viridiplantae; Streptophyta; Magnoliopsida; Proteales; Proteaceae
Exons: 2
Coding region: 1-912 (303 amino acids)
Molecular function (GO): nucleic acid binding
Source: RefSeq, a predicted model, not a curated record